Molecule: messenger RNA, 1560 nt
Organism: Nematolebias whitei (Rio pearlfish)
Lineage: Eukaryota; Metazoa; Chordata; Actinopteri; Cyprinodontiformes; Rivulidae
Gene: kcng1
Product: potassium voltage-gated channel, subfamily G, member 1
Exons: 2
Coding region: 1-1560 (519 amino acids)
Biological process (GO): potassium ion transmembrane transport; protein homooligomerization; regulation of delayed rectifier potassium channel activity
Cellular component (GO): membrane; voltage-gated potassium channel complex
Molecular function (GO): delayed rectifier potassium channel activity
Source: RefSeq, a predicted model, not a curated record
AUGACCCUGUUGGCAGGAGAUGGCUCAGACUACGACUACAGUGCCCUGAGCUGUGCCUCUGACACCACCCUCAACCACCCUCCCCAACAAGAGGAGGCUCGCAAAGGAGCCUUCUACAAGAGGGCCCAGCUUGUCCCAGACCUCAGAACCAUCCCUGACAACAUCUCCCUGUCCAGCGCUCGGAAGCUCCAUGUCAUCAUCAAUGUGGGGGGGCUGCGCUACCAGCUGCCCUGGACCACCUUAGAGGAUUUCCCUCUGUCUCGUCUGGGUCAGCUGCACCUCUGCAGCAGCUUUGAUGAGAUCAUGUGCAUCUGUGAUGACUAUGAUGUCACACACAACGAGUUCUUCUUCGACCGCAGCCCCUGUGCCUUCCGCACCAUCCUGACUUUCCUGCGGGCGGGGAAGCUGCGCUCCCUCAGGGAGAUGUGCGCCCUCUCCUUCAGGGAGGAGCUGCUCUACUGGGGUGUCCCGGAGGAGAGCCUGGAAUGGUGCUGUCGCCGGCGUCUGCUGCAGAGCCUGGAGGAGUUGGAGGCUAUGGAGAGAGCAGAGGAGGAAGAGGAAAUCCUGGAGGAUCUGUUGGACUCAGAGAAUGAGCGCAGGGAGAGAAUGGUUGAGUCUGGAUUCACUGUGUGCAUGAGCAAACUGAGAGACAUGGUGGAGAGGCCUCAGUCCGGCCUGCCAGGGAAGAUCUUCGCCUGUUUGUCAGUGCUGUUUGUAGCCAUCACUGCCGUCAACCUCUCCAUCAGCACCAUGCCAGACAUAAGGGCGGAGGAGGAGGAGGGUAAGUGCUCCAAGACAUGCUCAAACAUCUUCAUUGUGGAGACCGUGUGUGUGGCCUGGUUCUCCCUGGAGUUCUCCCUGCGCUUCAUUCAGGACCGCAGGAAGCUGACUUUCCUCAGAAAGCCACUGAACCUGAUUGAUGUGGUGGCCAUCCUGCCAUACUACAUCACCUUGCUGGUGGACAACACCUCCAAAGGGGAGAAGCGGCUGGGUUCUGGCAGCAGCUACCUGGACAAAGUGGGCUUGGUGCUGCGUGUCCUCAGGGCCCUGCGGAUCCUCUACGUGAUGCGAUUGGCUCGGCACUCCCUGGGCUUGCAGACUCUUGGUAUGACAGCCCGGCGCUGCACACGGGAGUUCGGACUGCUCCUCCUCUUCCUGUGUGUGGCCAUCGCUUUGUAUUCCCCGCUGCUGUUCUUGGUUGAGAAUGAAAUGGCCUCCACUCAAGAGUUCACAAGCAUCCCUGCAACCUACUGGUGGGCUGUCAUCACUAUGACAACGGUGGGUUAUGGAGACAUGGUGCCAAGGAGCAUCCCAGGUCAGGUGGUGGCUCUGAGCAGUAUCCUGAGCGGGAUUCUCCUGAUGGCCUUCCCCGUCACCUCCAUCUUCCACACCUUCUCUCGGUCCUACGUAGAGCUAAAGCAGGAACAGCAGAGGAUCCUGCAGAGGAGGACACACUUCCUGCUGCGCAGCCGCAUGGCUGAGCUGGGCAGCAAUCUUUCCUUAGAGAGCGAUCUUCUCUUCCGCAUGCAGCCGUCUGACACAAGAGACCGGGACAACUGA